UUCUCAUGUUAAUGCAACCACAUGCAUUCAAAAUUCAUCAUGGGCUUAUUUGCUGCUGCAGCUUACCACAGGCAGACAGGUUCACUGAGCUGAGGCUGAAGAAAUAACAUUAUGGGGAGCAAAUGUUCUGCACUCUGGAGGGGUAAAAUAAAGGAGGAGGAGUGUUACAAACCUGACCAAGAGAAAGAGGAAGUUCCCACCACAGUGAAAUGUGAAGAGAAGUCUCCUCCCCUCCAAAAAUGGCCAUCUGUGCAGGAGGAGGGUGGAGCUGUAAAGCAGAGAACAGAGGAUGAGACUUCAGGGAGGCAAGAAGAAGAGACUGCUUCUGAAAAAAUUGGUUGCAGGGAGAAGAAUGUCACUCUGGCACAUGACUGUACUGUUUGUGAAGCUGAAGUUAACGCCACAAGUUGUCGCCUCUCUGAAACACACGAUUCUGAUUCAGGGACAGAAGAGAAAGAAGCUGAUUGGGUAGACAACAACAGGGCUAGGCUCAUUCAGAGUGUCACAUUGGUGAUGCUAGUAGCGGACGAGAUGCUUCAGCGGCGCAUCAUCCAUAAAGAGAUGUACUCCAACAUUCAGGCUGCCAGAACCACCCAGGAGCAGAUGAGGGUGCUGUACAGCGCCCUCACAUCUACAAAAGCCAAAUCUGUCUUCAGCAGAAUCCUCAAGGAAAUUCAGCCCAAAAUCUGUGAAACAGAAGAAGUCAUUGAAGCAGUUAUCAAAAAGUACAAAGCACAUCUGAGGGAAAGGUUUACAUAUGAGCUUGAAGGCACUGAAACAGAUCGUAAAGAUGAAAAAUCAUUGGACAAAAUUUACACAGAGCUUCACAUUAUACGGGGAGAGAGCAAGCAUGUUAAUAAAGAACAUGAAAUCUGGGAAAUUGAAGAUAAGGCGAGGAAUCAGAUAUCUGAGGGUACUAAAAUCCACUGUAAUGACAUAUUUAAAGAUAGUGUGUCAUCUGGGCAAGACAGAAGAGAAAAGAGAGUUAUCAGGACCGUGAUGACAAAGGGAAUUGCUGGCAUUGGAAAAACCGUCUCUGUGAAGAAGUUCAUUCUUGAUUGGGCAGAUGGGAGAGCCAACCAGGACUUGGACUUCAUCUUCGUGCUCCCCUUCAGGGAGCUAAAUUUAGUCAUAGAUGACCCGUUUAGCCUUGAGACACUGGUGACAGAAUUCCAUCCAGAUCUUAAACACAUAGAGGUUGCAAAAAUAUUUGCUUAUCACAAAGUUUUGUUCAUUUUUGAUGGGCUUGAUGAAACCCAACUACAAUUAGAUUUCAAAACAACCAAAAGAUUGACAGAUGCCACCAAGAAAUCAUCGGUGGACACUCUGGUGACAAACCUCAUUCGGGAACAUCUUCUUCCCUCUGCACUUGUCUGGAUAACCUCAAGACCAGGAGCAGUUCAACGCAUCCCUCGACAGUAUGUAUACCAGUGGACUGAGGUCAGAGGAUUUAAUGAUCCACAAAAAAUACAGUACUUCAGGAAGAGAAUUGAGGACGAGGCAGUUGCUGAAAGACUUGUUAACCACGUUACGAUGUCCCGGAGCUUAUACAUCAUGUGUCACAUACCUAUCUUCUGUUGGAUUGCUGCAAAAGUCCUUGUGUAUUUGCUGCUGAAAGUGGACAACACUCAAGAUGAAAACAUAAAGAUACCCACAACUCUUACUGAGAUGUACUCAUACUUCCUUGUCAUUCAGAUGCAGGUCGCUACUGAAAAGUAUGACAAACAGAGUAAGUCAGAUCCAGAGGACAUCUUCGAGUCAAAUAAAGAAUUCCUUUUAAAAUUAGGCAGAUUGGCAUUUGAGCAAUUGGAAAAAGGCAAUAUCAUAUUCACUGUCAAGGAACUGGAAAAAUAUGGUGUUGGCAUAGAAAAAAUAGGAGUUCACUGUGGGUUGUGCACAGAGAUAUUCAAAGAAGAGGGUGCUUUCAAUAAAAAGAAACUCUACUGCUUUGUGCAUCUGACAGUUCAGGAGUACUUUGCUGCUCUCUUUGUGUACCAUAGUUUUGCAAGUAAAACAAUAGAUUCUCCAAGCCUCAAGGAUUUCCUGCUGAAAGGGUCUGAGGAAGAGCUCAAGUCUAUUUUGGAUGCAGAUCCAGUUGAUCUUCCUUUGAAUGAGCUGAUGGAAAUUGCAAUAGGUAAUUCAACUUCGAGAAAGACAGGAGAACUGGACAUGUUCCUCAGAUUCCUCAUUGGCAUGUCUCUGCAAUCAACACAAGAACUGCUUCAAGGCUUGAUUCAGCAGAAAGAGGAACACUCUGGUGUUAUUGAGGAAAUUAGAAUUAUUCUAAAAGAAAUGGACUUAUUAGACUGCUCCCCUGAAAGAUGUCUGAAUCUUGUUCACUGCCUGAUCGAGCUGAAAGACAGUUCCUUACAUGACACCGUGCGGCAGUAUCUGAAACCAAACCACAGUCCAGAAACACAGCUCUCCCCUGCUCAGUGCUCAGCUCUGGCCGACUCAAUUCUGAUGUCAAAUACACCUCUAGAUGAAUUCAACCUGAGAAAAUACAGACCAUCAAGAAAAGGUGUUUUUAGGCUUAUCCCAGCUGUGAGGAACAGCAGAAAAGUAAGACUCUCAGGGGUGUCUCUCGAUACUUGGAUUUCUGAAACCAUUUCUUCAGCUCUUCGAAUGCCAAACUCUGCGCUGACCGAACUGCAUCUGAUGAAUGUAGAACUUUUUCAGCAAUAUGUAAAGAUCUUGAUUGAUGGACUGAUAAACUCUCAGUGUAAAUUAGAAGCUUUCAGUCUCUCAGGUAGGCUACAAGAACAAGAAUUAUGUGAAAAUUUGGCAUCAGCUAUCAAAUCAGUCCUGUCAGAUCUAAGAGAACUGGAGCUGAGUGGCAACAUACUGAUGGGCUCACUACGCUCUGUGCUUUCUGUUGGGCUAAGCAGCCCUAAACUGGAGAAGCUGAGGCUGAACCGAAAUCUAAAGACUGCAGAGAUCUGUGAAGAAUUGGUGACAGCAUUCACAUCCACCACAUGUUACCUGCGAGAGCUGGAUCUGAGUUACACCAAUUUUAAAGACUCAGAAAUGGAGAUUCUCUCUCCUGGACUGAUGAGCAUAAAUUGUACAUUGAAGGCAUUGAGUCUCAGUCACAACAAACUCACCGAGAAAGGCUGUAAGACGUUGGCCUCAGCACUGACCUCCAAACCUUCCCAGCUGAGAGAACUGGGCCUGAGCUACAACGACAUGCAGGACUCAGGCACGAUGAUGCUCUGUGAUGUGCUGAUGAAUCCACACUGUGGUUUGAAAACACUAAGGCUGUCAUUCUGCAAAGUGACACGAGAUGGAUGUGCCUCCCUUGCCUCAGUUCUGAGGUCUGAUCAGUGCAGCGUCAAGGAGCUGGACCUGAGCUUUAAUCACCUCACAAAUGAAGGAGUCAAGCUGCUGACUGAAAUACAGAGGGAUUCACAGUGCAGUCUGGAGACACUCAAUGUGGACCAUAAUGAAGAAUGUUGGUGUGACUUGAAACUACUGAGACAGUAUGCCUGUGAUCUGACGCUGGACCCCAACACAGCAGGCUUGAAUAUAAUUUUGUCAGAGGAGAACACAAAAGCAAAAUAUGUUAGAGAGGAGCAAGCAUAUCCUGAUCAUCCAGACAGAUUUGAUGAUAUUCAAGUCCUGUGUGAAGAGGGUCUGACAGGUCGCCAUUACUGGGAAACUGAGUGUGUUUCAGCUGAUGUUGGAGUGGCCUACAAAAGUAUAGACAGGAAGGGAGAUUGUUCAAAAGCAUUUACUUUGGGAAAAAAUGAAAAGUCUUGGUGCUGGUUUAGUAAAGGUAGCUUUUAUCAUAAUGAUAUCUGUACAGAGUUUAUGUGUGCUACCUCCAAAUGUACCAUAGGAGUGUAUCUGGAUUGGCCAGCAGGCAUUUUGUCUUUUUUUAAGGUCUUUCCUGAUGCACUGGCCCACCUGUACACUGUACGUACAACUUUCACUGAACCGCUCCAUCCUGGUUUCAGUUUGCAGGAUGGAUCGAUUCACAUCUGUAAAAUAAAGUAAACAGAAAAUCUUUAUGGAAACAUCAUAUGUACAGCCAUAAAGAGCUAAUCCCUUCUAGCUACAUUCAAAAAAUUGAUACAAUACAUACAAUACAGUCAUACAAUAUUUAAUAUUAAAAUGAAUCUUCACUGAUGUCAAAGAUAAGAUGAUAUAAGAUGCAGUUUCAGUAAUUCUCAUGAGGGAAAUUAGUUGAAAAAAACCUGUCAACAUGUGAAAGGGUUUAAAAUUUAUUUUGUGUAUACAUUUAAUGUUUAAAGGAAAACCAUUUAAAAUGACUAAUACUGAGACUUAUUUAUUGGAUGGGCAGGGCAAGAACCAAACACUUGCCCACAGCACAGAGUCAGGUUUAUUUUCCAGCAGUUGGGAAGCCAGUUAGGGUUCCUGUCCCUGUCACUGCACUAGUGACUCUCUCUGGCAGGUUGGGGUACCUGCAUGGAGAAGGGUGGAAUCUUAGGUGGAUAUUGUUACUCCCACUUGGGCCAGAUCCUCGCUUGUAAUUGAAAAUAAGCACCUGGUGACUGUAUAUCAAUAGAAGCACAUAUGUGACUAUACUUUCCUCAGGAAUGGUAGUUCUUGGAAGUGAAAGGAACUACAAAAUAGGGGAAAAUUUUAACAUUUCUUUUCUACAUUUAUACUUUUUUAUUUCACACAUUUGUCUCCUGAAUCUUAAUUAUUGUAUGAAAAUAAAUGUUAAAUGUAUGCAAGAUAGUUAUAACAUGUUAAGCCUACAAAUCUACUACUGUACAUAUCAUCAUUCUUAAGUUUGUGUUUGUGUUUAAGUUUAUGUCGAAUUAA
Thunnus maccoyii (southern bluefin tuna) is the source of this 4791-nucleotide messenger RNA. RefSeq names its product NLR family CARD domain-containing protein 3-like. Lineage: Eukaryota; Metazoa; Chordata; Actinopteri; Scombriformes; Scombridae. Gene Ontology annotation, biological process: regulation of apoptotic process. The record is from RefSeq and is a predicted model, not a curated record. Gene Ontology annotation, molecular function: protein binding. The coding region runs from base 112 to 3996 and encodes 1294 amino acids. The transcript has 12 exons.